Cercocebus atys (sooty mangabey) is the source of this 738-nucleotide messenger RNA. It is a transcript of the gene TMEM220, whose product is annotated as transmembrane protein 220. The coding region runs from base 260 to 733 and encodes 157 amino acids. The record is from RefSeq and is a predicted model, not a curated record. The transcript has 4 exons. NCBI's taxonomy places the organism in Eukaryota, Metazoa, Chordata, Mammalia, Primates, Cercopithecidae.
UCUUUCUUUCUUUCUCUUUCUACCUCUCUCCCCUCCCUCCCGCCUGCCUGCCUUCCUUUAUUCCUUCUUCUUUUUUUUUUUUUUUUUUUUAAUAUGAGGAAGGUAGCUUUAGUGAAAACAGGCUUUGGAGUUGAACCUACUUGGGUUCAAAUUCGAGUUCUGUCCACCACCGAGACCUGCGCUCUGGGGGGGACUCGCUUUCCCAUCCGCGAAACGGGGACGGCGCCGCCUCCACCCCGCGGCGUUCGGGGCGGGCUGAAUGGGACGCCGAGUACUGGCUCCAGCCACGCCCUUCCCUCCCCGCCCCCGGCGCCGAGCGACUGCCAAGGCAGUGUCCCCAGGGGACCGAAACCGGGGCGGGGUCUCGGUCCCUCCGCGGAAGGAGGGAGCCGGUCCGUACCAGGCAGGAGUCGCCGCCCCGCGCCGCCGCGCUCCCCGAGCCAUGGCGCCUUCCCUGUGGCGGGCCUGCAACGGGCUCAUGGCCGCCUUCUUCGCAAUGGCGGCCUUCGUGCAGGUAAAUGAUCCAGAUGCAGAGCUGUGGGUGGUGGUGUACACAAUCCCUGCAGUACUGACCCUGCUUGUUGGACUUAACCCUCAAGUCACAGGUAAUGUUAUUUGGAGAAGUAUCUCUGCAAUACACAUACUCUUUUGUAUGGUGUGGGCUGUUGGCUUGGCGUACUACCUCUUGCAUCAUACACAACAGAACAUCUUACAUGAGGAAGAAGGCAGGUGAGCGGU